Bipolaris oryzae ATCC 44560 is the source of this 1110-nucleotide messenger RNA. RefSeq lists its product as uncharacterized. The record is from RefSeq and is a predicted model, not a curated record. NCBI's taxonomy places the organism in Eukaryota, Fungi, Ascomycota, Dothideomycetes, Pleosporales, Pleosporaceae. The transcript has a single exon. The coding region runs from base 1 to 1110 and encodes 369 amino acids.
AUGGCACCCGAACAAGGAGACGAAGAACAAGAGAGAAAGCAUUACGAGGCAAUGAACAUGAACGGAAAAUUGAGGCCAAUGGCAAUGAGAAUUGGAUUCAGAAACGUUAACAGAUGGAACCAGAGGCAAUUGGUGACCAUAUUUCUGGAAUACGAUCGGAUAAACCCGAUAAGGGCCCGCAAUAUUCCAAAGGACCACAAAACGACUCCCGCCGAGAUUGAAGCGCAGCAUGCUCUGGUAGAUCGGUUGAUCAAAGAAAAAAAACUCCAAGUUCCAGUUCCUAAACGAAAACGGGAAAAUGGCACAACGACAGGAAACAACAAGCGGGUAAAGAUUUCGUCUGGGGAUGACGACCAUAUAUCACCCUCAGACAGUGGGAAAUCCAAUGACAAACGCGUGCCUAGACAUGUCUCAGGCACGAAAGGAGUGUCUAAGACAGGUUCCAGAUCAGAUGGAGUACAAAAGAAGUCCAAGCAGACAGAGAAGCCGGCUGCAACCAAGCCAGCUCCAACCAAGCCAGCUCCAACCAAGCCAGCUCCAACCAAGCCAAGGUCCCGUCAAGCAUCAACUCUUAAGCCGAGACAAAAGAAAACUAACAUGGACGUUGGAAAUCCGCAAGAUGCAGAAUCUCAAAACCCUUCGGCUCCAGCCGUCGAUCCGCCCUUUGUGACGCCAGGUGCAAAUCCAGGAGACGAUGACGACAGCUCUGAAAGCGACGACUCCGACUCUGGCGAUGACAAUGGAGACGAUGUGCAUGACGACGAAGACAUUGAGGAGAGAGACGAAGAUUUUGAGGCCGAGGAAAUAAGCAAAGCACCAUCGAAAAACCAGGGUGCACCCAAGACCACUGGUACAUCCAAGGGCAAGGGCAAGGAUACAUCCGAGGUCAAGGCUAAGCCCCUUGGAUUGCACCUCGGAGUUCGCAAAAUCGAUAGGUAUACUAGCUUGGAUUGGGACCCUCUCAACGAGAGCAUCCCAAAUAGUCGACUUACGUGGUACGAACAAGAGCAACGCUUUCGCGCACAACAAGAGAAGACCCGCAAGGAGGCACAGGAAGAGGAGCCCAAGAAGGAGUGGGAUUGGAAGAAACAGUUGCGUAGAAAAGAAUAG